AUAUCCGUUCAAAUAUAACUUGUACUGUCAGCUUUAUUUCCAAAUUCGGAAAAAUUCUGCAAGACCCUUUGUAAGUAAACAUUCAUGAAGAACUUCAGUAUUGCUACCGAUGAAGUGGCGGUGAAACACGAAGAUGAAGUAACAGUCAUAUCCUCCGCCGGUUCAUCUUCAUCCCCGCUUCCGUUGGAUUCGUUACAGCAUAUGGGUCCGCCUCCAUUUCUUACCAAGAUCUUCGAAAUAGUUGAAGACUUAUCUACUGACGAGGUUGUUUCAUGGAGCAAAGCUCGCAACAGCUUCAUAGUUUGGGAUUCGCAUAAAUUCUCCACCACUCUGCUUCCUAGGUACUUUAAACACGGCAAUUUCUCUAGCUUCAUUCGUCAGCUCAACACUUAUGGUUUUCGAAAAGUGGAUCCGGACCGAUGGGAAUUUGCAAAUGAAGGGUUUCUGGGAGGACAGAAGCAUCUUCUGAAAACAAUCAAGAGAAGAAGAUACGUGGCAAGUAGCAGCAGCCAACAAGAAGGAGUGGGUUGUUUAGAGAUUGAUCAGUAUGGAAUGGAAGAAGAAAAAGUCAUAGAGAGAUUAAGGAGAGAAAAGGACUUGUUAAUGUCUGAAAUCGUGAAACUCAGGCAGGAACAGGAAUUAUCAAAGGAUCGAAUAAUUUCAAUGGAGGACAGGAUUCAGUCUGCAGAGAAGAAACACCAACAAAUGAUGAGUUUUCUUGCAAAAGCUCUCACUAGUCCAACCUUUGUCCACCAGUACAUAGACAAGUAUGUACAUAACAGAGAACAACUGGGAAUUUGUAUUAACAGAAAGAGGAAAUUAACAAUGACCCAAUUAGGACGAGGAACGGAGGAGGCAGUAAAUUUGGAUCCAUGGAUAGAGACAAUGUUUGAGACUGAGAUUGAGGAUGAGGACUUGAAUUUGGUGAAUGAUUCAAUUAUGGAAGAACUACUUGCUGUUGAUUCAUCUAAUGAUCAAGAAGAAGAAACAUUGUUGUGUGAUCAGACUGAAGUAGAUGUGGAAGUGGAGGACAUGGUGACAAAAACAUCAGUAUGGGAAGAUGAUCUGCAAGAACUCGUGGAUCAAAUGGAACUGGUUAGGUAUAUGCCUUGAUAGUUUAUGAUUGGAUGGAUUUGAUCAUCACCUCUUCAAUACUUUUCCUACUAUUUAGUACAAACUGGUAUGUAUCAAUCGAUUCUUAAGUUUCUUUUUCAUCUAAAAUAAUAUAGGGAGUGGUGUGCUAAUAUGUUUAUGUGAUUGAGAUCUAGUAUAUUUUAUUUCCUUUUCCCCAUGUCUUUUGUGUUUGUUCUUUGAUCUGAUUUUGAGUUUGUUGUUCAUCUUCUAAGUCUCUUAUUGAUAUUGAAUUUAAUUGAUUUGGUUUAA
Molecule: messenger RNA, 1383 nt
Organism: Impatiens glandulifera
Lineage: Eukaryota; Viridiplantae; Streptophyta; Magnoliopsida; Ericales; Balsaminaceae
Product: heat shock factor protein HSF30-like
Exons: 2
Coding region: 85-1113 (342 amino acids)
Biological process (GO): regulation of transcription by RNA polymerase II
Cellular component (GO): nucleus
Molecular function (GO): RNA polymerase II cis-regulatory region sequence-specific DNA binding; DNA-binding transcription factor activity
Source: RefSeq, a predicted model, not a curated record